GGAAUAAAAAAAGCAAAUCUCUAAAAUGUAUUAAAUACAAAAAAUACUAGGUGAAGUAGUCGUCAAUAAGUUAGUUUCAUUCAAACCUUCAACAGAAUCGGAUGCUAAGACUCAACGCUCAUAGAAUAAUACAAAGUUUGUUAAAUCUUAAGUUUAUUUUAUGUGUAAAUUGCUUGCAAAUAUUUGAGUAGUAAAAUAUCCGAGAUAAAUUUAAUACAAAAGAAAUAAUUAGCUGAGAGUUAGUUCCAUGCUUUUAAAGAUUUAAAGUUUUUGAAACAAAAAGAUUAAAAAUUAUCUGAUCAGUUAUUUGUAUGUGAAGUGUAAAAAAACGCUAUUUGCAAUCGAUAUCAAGGCAAUCAGCUAAAGGAAAGAGUCGAGAGAUAAAACGGAGAAAAAUAAACAUUAAUCAUUUUUGGAAACUGUGAUAGCAAGCUCGAUCAGUGAUCCAGAAAUGGACAACUUCACAGAUUACGAUGGGGUGCUUUCGUUCCCUAGAAAUUUUGUUAAAAUGGCUGUGGAAGAGUAUAACUCACCGCAACAGAAUUGGACAGAUCUUAUAAUCAGAUAUUGGACAGUAAUAGAUGAAAAAUUAGGAGAUAGAAGAGUAAAGCAUUUUCCUCUAAUGGACACACCAAUACCGACAGUAGCAUUCAUCCUUCUUUACUUAUCAUGGGUUGUCGUUAUUGGUCCAUUAUAUAUGCGUGAUAGAAAAGCACAUAGUCUGAGAAAUACGCUUAUUUAUUACAACGCUUUUCAAGUUCUUCUUAGUGCCUACAUGUUUUACGAGCAUCUAAUGUCCGGGUGGAUGAAAGGAUAUAGUUUUACAUGUGAAACGGUUGAUUAUUCUGAUGGUCCACAGUCAAGACGGAUGUUCAAUUUGUGCUAUGUCUACUACUUAUCCAAAUUAACUGAAUUUGCCGAUACUGUGUUCUUUGUGCUGCGAAAGAAGAAAAAUCAAAUCAGCUGGCUUCAUUUGUACCAUCAUGCAUUGACACCGAUAGAAGCAUGGAUGUUAGUCAAGUUCAUUUCAGGUGGAAAUGCAACAUUUCCGAAUAUUCUCAACAACUUUGUACAUAUUUUAAUGUACUUUUACUACUUGUUGGCAGCUUUGGGACCACAAUACCAAAAAUAUUUGUGGUGGAAACGGUACAUGACAGAACUUCAAAUUGCACAAUUUGUACUUUGCAUAUUUCACAACAUUCGAGCUCUUUAUACUGGCUGCGCAUUCCCACCUUUCGUCUCGUCGCUUCUACUCAUCAAUUCACUUAUUUUCUUCUCACUCUUCAUGAAUUUCUACAUUCAAAAUUUCUAUAAAAAGAAGACUGUGGCAGCAAAAAAAGUUGAUUAAAGCUUUAAUGAAUUUAGUUAAAACAAAAUUUGCCUUUCAUAGAUGACCUUGCAGGGUCUUAAAAUUGAUUGGAAAGUUUUUGUUCACCAUCGCGAAGAAAGCUUCAACUAAUUAACGUUCAAAAGAUUGGUGUUUUAUGACCCUAAGUGCCAAACUGUUAUUGAAUUUUUAUGUAUUGCUAUUAUCUAAACAUUGACUCAUCAUUAAGAAGCUUUUUCUUGCCUAAAUAUUCUAGUGGAAUUAUUUUAAACAACAAAAUCAUAUGAUUCUAAUCUAUAUUAGUAAUGCAAGCUUAAGAAAUUUAUUUGCUUAAAAUCCAAAAACAAAUGGCUUUUAAACUUUACGAAAACCACUAACAAGUUUGAACAAAUUUAAUAAUAUUUAUAAAUUUUGAAUUCUGAAACCAGGAAAACCAUUAAUUUAAUUUUGAAACCAAUUGUAUAAAAAAGUUAAUAAUAAUCGGUUCAUAAAGCAAUGACCCUUAGUAAUGGAUUUCAUUUUUUUAUUGCUCUUGCUACGCUUUAUGCCUUAAUUACAUAUGUAAAUUGAUUCUUUUACUCAAAAAAUUGACUAAAUAUUUUAGAUUUAAUAAUAUUUUAAUCACCAAAGUUUUUCAAAUUUAAUUUUCUUUUGUAUUAUAUCAAAUUUGAAACUUUUUAUAAGCAAAAUAUUAAGUUAAGCUUUUAUUCUUGAUUUUAAAAUUUCAGUUCAUGUUGUCAAGUAUUUUAACUUCAAAUAAGUUAUUUCUUAUGGUUAGAAUAAUUUAAGAUAAGAAUCAUUUAGAGAUUUUCUAUACAUACCUAACAGUUUAAAGUGCAAUUAUAAAAAUUUUCUUAUUUAAUAUUCUUUCAAGAAGCUUGUCCAGUUAAAUUACAUAAAGUAAUCAUAUUUACAUGUUAUCAUAAAGUGGAAACUUUCCUCUGAAAGCAAAAAGAAUGUAAAUAAAUAUUUUAUUUUUAUAAAAAUUCAAAAGAUUUUCAAUCACUGAUGAUGGAAAUGCUUCGACCUGAAAAGAAGGAAAACUUUUUUUUAUUAAAACCUCAGCAAAAGAUUUUCGGAGAAUUUUCAUAGAAUAAUAUCAUUUAUUGUUAUAUACUAACUAGUUGAAUAUAGAAACAUUUACAAUAUAAAGAUUUGACAUUCUAAUUCAAGUUUGGUUUAUGAAAAAAUCUAUAAAAGCUCUCAUUUUAUUAAGUUUCAUUAUAUUAUGAAAAAUAUAAAUGUAGAUCCUAUUACACAUUCUUCUUUGGAAUAAUGAUAAAAUAUAGCUUCCUUUCUUUACUAACAUUCUAUCUAUGUAAAAGAUUAAAUUUUCAAGAACUUCAAAGAGCGAAAAAGUAUUUUUUGGUAUUUAAUUUUAGAAAGACUUUUCAAAAGGAAAUCUCGAUUUGUAUCAAUCUUUGUAUUUCUUUUGUUCAAUUUCACUAAAUUGAAGAAAGGAAAAUCGAAAUAAUAGCUGGAAUAGUGAAACUUGUCGCAUUCAUUCAGUAUCAAAUUAUUUAUAUGCCUUAAUUACAUUCUCUAUCUCACGUAUAUCUGGUAUGAUGAGAGUCUUACAAUGAAAGGAAAUUUCUUUGCAUAAAUAAAAAAAUAUGAAACUUUGAGAAUAAUAUCUCAAUAAUUGGUGAGUAUGAAAAUGAACAAAAGCCUUCAAUUCAAGACUUGUGCAAAAGUUAGAACGUCUUAGCAGAAAGAUUAGAUUUAAAAUGUUAUAAAAGAAAUUACUUUUUAUACAUUGGCGUAGCCAUUGCAAUUUGGUUGCAUUGAUAACGAUGCUUUAUUAUUUUCUAUAUUCUAUGUACCUGCUUUACUAUUAUUUGUUUUCUCACUACAUCGUGACAUAACAUUUAGAUCUUUGCAUAAAUCACGUAGAUUUUAUUUGUCACAUUUAUAAAUAUUUUUUCAAGUAUGAUGUUUAUCGAAAAUAUUUAUUUAUUUAUAAUCUUUGAUUUCCGAAACAUUGAAAUUUUUGACUGGAUAAAAAAUAAAAGAAAGAUUUCGUUUUGAAGAAUUGAAGAAAGAUUAUCUCAUGAUUAAGAAUGGAAGACGCUAAAUCUUUAUGUAAAUAUUUUCUUUUAAUUAUUUCUUUCAUGAUAUCUGUCAUAGUUUUGUGAGAAUAUUCAAGAUUUAUUAAAUUUGGAAACAAUAAAAUUGAACAGUUUUUGUUUGUUUAUUUUAGAAUAAAAUCUUUAAAAACUUAGAUAAUUUCAUAUGUUGUCGAGUUACCGAGAUUCUUAUUUCAUAUGAAUAUCUAUUGUAUAACUUUUCAUAGGAUCAUCAUUUGGCUGAUUUUCUAAAAUAUUCAAAUCUGAUAAUUUCUUGAAGUUCAUGGGACUCUAUCUACUUAGCUAGAACAACUUGUAAAUAUAUGAAUUUCAGAUUGAUUUUAUUAAUUAUUAUUUCUCUUUUUCCAAAUCAUUUACAGAUAAGUAACGUCUAAAACUUUACAGUUUUAUGAUUUCUAUUAAUGAUUGUUCUUCUCAAAGUUUCACAGAACUUUUUUUAUUUUCAAUUACUUCAUGGUUGAUUAAUCGCGAUUUCGAAACUCAGAAUUUCAUUUAUUACUUAAAAUUAUUUAUUUCUUUUGUUUUGCAUAAUCAUAUAUUCGAUGAUUGUUCACCUUUCACUACAAAAAUCUAACUACAAAAAUACAUCAUAUAUGCAUUCGUAAUGUUUUCAAAACUUUUUUAUUUUUUUGAUGUCUCAAAGAAACAAGAAUG
Molecule: messenger RNA, 4068 nt
Organism: Clunio marinus
Lineage: Eukaryota; Metazoa; Arthropoda; Insecta; Diptera; Chironomidae
Source: the annotation of a GenBank genome assembly